Boleophthalmus pectinirostris (great blue-spotted mudskipper) is the source of this 1109-nucleotide messenger RNA. Its product is annotated as ankyrin repeat and BTB/POZ domain-containing protein 3-A-like. The record is from RefSeq and is a predicted model, not a curated record. Lineage: Eukaryota; Metazoa; Chordata; Actinopteri; Gobiiformes; Gobiidae. The coding region runs from base 240 to 1109 and encodes 289 amino acids. Gene Ontology annotation, molecular function: DNA binding; protein heterodimerization activity; structural constituent of chromatin. The transcript has a single exon. Gene Ontology annotation, cellular component: nucleosome.
GCUUGUUGCAGUAAGCGCUGAGAUUUGUGCGUGUACAGGUUACUCGUGAAAACUUGUGGAUGAACGAAGAGAAAAUUGAUUUCAUUCAUCAUUGAUUAGCCAAAGAAUCUCGUUUUUGCGUUUUUUGUUUUAUUUGGGAAACAAUAGCAGCUUGUCGUGAGCGCAGAGAAAGGACAAUUAGACGAGUUUGUGACUUUGAACGGUGUUCCCCUGCAUACCUAACAGUAUGCGGUGCAGUCAUGGCAGGCAAGGGUAAAACAGUCGUGAGGACGCUGGAGGAUCUAACUCUGGAUUCUGGUUAUGGUGGAGCUGCGGACUCGGUCAGGUCUUCCAGCGUGUCGCUGUGCUGCUCCGACACGCAUCAGUCCUUGCAUGGGGGCAACUGCUGGCAUCUGACAGAAUCUAUGCACAGCAGACACAACAGUUUGGACACGGUCAACACAGUCCUGGCGGAGGACACGGAGAUACUGGAGGGCUCGGGCCAGAGUGCCAAGCUGCCCGAGCUGGAGGACGUGCCGUGGAGCCUGGGUGAGGUGGAGGGUGCGCUGGGGAAGGAUGAGACUCUGAUGGCUGGGAGCUUACCACCUGAGGUCCUAGCUCGACUUUCAGCUCUCAUCAGCCGCGCACUCGUGAGGGUGGCCCGUGAAGCACAACGCUUGAGCUUGCGCUAUGCCAAGUGCACCAAGCAUGAGAUCCAGAGUGCCAUUAAGAUGGUUCUAUCCUGGACAAUUUCUGUAAACUGUAUCACAGCAGCUGUGAGCGCACUGUCACUCUACAACAUGACCACCGGCGACAAGUUCAGCCGAGGCAAGUCCGCGCGCUGCGGGCUCGUCUUCUCCGUCGGGAAGUUCUUCAGGUGGAUGGUGGAUAGUCGCGUGGCUCUAAGGAUCCACGAGCAUGCAGCUAUUUACCUCGCUGCAUGCAUGGAGAGUCUAUUCCGAGACGUGUUCAGCCGUGUACUGCGCAGCGCGCUGUUGGAGAGAGACAACGGCAUCCCCAAGUUUUCACUCGAGUCACUGGAGCAAGCCAUCAACAGUGACUCUGAGAUCUGGGGUCUUCUGCAGCCCUAUCAGCACCUAAUCUGCGGCAAGAACUCCAGUGGUGAGUGA